Exophiala viscosa is the source of this 2350-nucleotide messenger RNA. Its product is annotated as VHS domain-containing protein. The record is from RefSeq and is a predicted model, not a curated record. Gene Ontology annotation, cellular component: trans-Golgi network. Bases 269 to 2257 code for a protein of 662 amino acids. Gene Ontology annotation, biological process: Golgi to vacuole transport; Golgi to endosome transport; protein transport to vacuole involved in ubiquitin-dependent protein catabolic process via the multivesicular body sorting pathway. Gene Ontology annotation, molecular function: phosphatidylinositol binding; ubiquitin binding. The transcript is spliced from 3 exons. NCBI's taxonomy places the organism in Eukaryota, Fungi, Ascomycota, Eurotiomycetes, Chaetothyriales, Herpotrichiellaceae.
UUCAAUAUGGUUUGACCCAGGCGGCGGCUAUCCCCGCGCAAGGCUGUAGGUUCCGGCCCCUCAGUCUGUCCCGACACGGUAAUCAUCUAAAGACUUCCUGAGCAGGCGCCGCCAAGAGACAACCUGGACUCUGUCAGAACAGCAAUGCUCACGCGGGCUGCAAGGACUUCGUCCGAACUCACAUCAGAGUCCUGAACAGCGGCUGCCAUUUGCACUUUCACCAACAGACCGUCACAAGCGAAGCUGUUUCCGCGCAGUCUGCGUCAACAUGGAAGCGGCUUCGGCAAGGAUGGCCUCAAGGGGUCAAUAUCAGUUCGACGGCUUCUCCCCUCCUCGAUCGACGCUGCAGCGGUUUAUAUACAAUGCCUGCGACCCAAUCGCCAAUCUCGAACCCAAUCUAGCCCUUAACCUCGAGAUUGUUGAUCUGAUCAACUCUAAGAAGGGCAAUGCGCCGCGUGAGGCGGCAGUCACAAUCGUACAACUCAUCAACCACCGCAAUCCCAAUGUCUCUCUCCUCGCACUAUCCUUACUCGACAAUUGUGUCAAGAACUGCGGAUACCCAUUUCAGUUACAGAUUAGCACCAAGGAAUUCCUCAACGAACUGGUACGACGAUUCCCUGAGCGACCUCCCUUACGGCCAAGCCGCGUUCAAAGCAAGAUCUUGGAAGCUAUAGAAGAAUGGCGGCAAACGAUAUGUCAAACAUCGAGAUACAAGGAAGACUUGGGCUAUAUAAGGGAUAUGCACCGGCUGCUGCUAUACAAAGGCUACAUGUUUCCGGAAAUCCGUAGUGAAGAUGCCGCCGUUCUGAAUCCUAGUGAUAAUCUUCAGUCUGCGGAAGAAAUGGAGGAAGAGGAGCGAGCGGCGCAGUCUGCGAAACUCCAGGAACUCAUCCGGAGAGGGAGGCCUCAAGACUUGCAAGAAGCGAACCGCCUCAUGAAAGUGAUGGCCGGCUACGAUACCCGACAUAAGACAGACUACCGUGCAAAGGCUGCUGAAGAAGUUGCUAAAGUACAGCAAAAGGCCAGGAUUCUCGAAGACAUGCUUCAGAGUCACAAAGAGGGCGACAAGAUUGGCGACGGGGACGUCUUCGAAGAACUCGUUUCAGCACUCCAAAGCGCUCACCCUAAGAUCCAGAAAAUGUGUGAAGAGGAAUCGGAUGAUGCUGAAGCGGUUGCCAAACUGCUCGAGAUCAACGACAGCAUACAUCGGACGAUCGAGAGAUAUAAGCUGAUGAAAGCAGGGAACGUCGAAGCUGCCAACAAGAUUGCAAAGGGCACACUGGGCACGACGACAGGAGUUGGCAAAAACGCAGCGAAUGAGCUAUCACUAAUUGAUUUCGACCCGGAGCCCACUGGUGCACCCGUGGAGUCCUCUGCCAAUGGCUCUCUCUCCCUACUUGAUGAAGGAAUUGCAACACAAUCGACACCAUCACAACAUAGAACAGUCGAGGAUGAUCUGCUGGGCUUAUCAAUAGGGGACAAUGGAUCAGGUUCAGGAACUGUGGGCGCCAUAUCACUUGGUUCCAACAACAACACCACUUUCACAGCUCCUUCUGGUUCGAUAUUUGGAAAUCCAUCUAGUCCGCCUCCAAGUCAGUCAGCGUUCCCUCAAGCCCUGUCAAAAGCAAACUACGAUGCUUUUGCAUCCCUCAACAGCGCCUCACCAAUGUCAAAACCUACAACUCCUGCACCGCCGGUGCAGCAGCAGCGGGCGCAGAGUCAAGUGUCUGUCGACCCAUUUGCGUCUUUAAUUUCAUCGAGCUCUCGGCCGGCGACGCCUUCAAAACAGGCCAACACAUUACAGGCCAAGUCGCAGCCUCUGGCUGCAAUGUCCAAGCCAUCUACUGCUCCUGCUGGCGCACAGGGCGAUGACGAAUGGACGUUUGAGUCGUCCUUACCAGAGACCUCAACCGUCAAAGUGCUUUCUUCGGACGUGGAAAUCGAGUUCGAACCACGACGGCCGGCAGGCGCAUCAUACAUCCUCAUUACUGCUCGGUUUUCGAACAUGACAAAUUCACACAUUACAAACCUGCAUUUUCAAGUAGCCGUGGAGAAGAGCUAUUCACUGCAACUCAAACCACAAACCGGUCGCGAGAUGUCUCCCAAAGCACGAAACGCCAUCCAACAGGAAGUCCUUCUGAAUGGAGUUCCUCCCGGGAAAGGCAACGUGGUGAAGAUGAGGUUCAAGGUAUCUUACGAACUAAAGGGGCAGGCACAGGAACAGCAGGGCACGGUCCCGUCGCUGGGGAUUAGUUAGUGCGGCAGCUGGAUCCGACCGGACAGCUGGUACUGGGAAGCAUUACGCGCGGGCCAUUUUGAAAUCUUGUGCAGCCACUUCCGGCGCAGCUGG